Messenger RNA from Fusarium graminearum PH-1, 774 nucleotides. RefSeq lists its product as uncharacterized. Gene Ontology annotation, molecular function: zinc ion binding; RNA polymerase II cis-regulatory region sequence-specific DNA binding; DNA-binding transcription factor activity, RNA polymerase II-specific. Lineage: Eukaryota; Fungi; Ascomycota; Sordariomycetes; Hypocreales; Nectriaceae. Gene Ontology annotation, biological process: positive regulation of transcription from RNA polymerase II promoter by galactose; DNA-templated transcription. Bases 1 to 774 code for a protein of 257 amino acids. Gene Ontology annotation, cellular component: nucleus. The transcript is spliced from 2 exons. The record is from RefSeq and is a predicted model, not a curated record.
AUGGACGGCAUGGCUUCCCUGACCAUCGGUGACCAGAAGAGAGGAUACUAUGGAGCUGCGUCCGGAUCCGCUCUCUUACGACAGAUCCUAUCAGCCCGCCCCGACGGCGAAGAGGUCGACAACGACGUUGCACUCCACGAGAUUGAAUCUCUAUUCCAGCAGCACUCAGAUCACUCGCAGUGGUUCCGCUCACAAGCCAUGCUGACCAGAGUCGCUGUCGAAAAUCUCAUCGACGCAUUCUUCGUCUUUUACCAUCCCACAUUCCCUAUCGUCCACGAGCCCACCUUCAGAGCCCAGUACGCAGGGACACUUCCUUGCGCCAACAAAGGCCACUGGAAUACCCUCGCAAAUAUCCUUGCGGCGCUGGGAUCCUUUGCGAGCAGUAACGUGGCCGACGCAACCGACCUUCCCAUCUUCCAGGCAGCGCAAAAAAGCUUGUUUUCAAACUAUCUCGAAGUUGGGAAUCUCACCCUUGUGCAGGCGUUUAGUCUAUCGUCGAAUUAUAUGCAAAAAAGGAAUAAGCCCAAUACCGGGUUCAACUAUGGCGGGCUAGCUAUCAGACUGGCUAUCGGCUUGGGUCUUCAUAAAGAUUUGGAAGGGAAUAGUUUGUCGCCUUUGCAAAGUGAGACGAGGCGUAGGAUAUGGUGGUGUUUAUGUGUGCUCGAUGUGGGCGCUACGAUUACCUAUGGAAGACCACUGAACUGGCCUCAGGCUGGUGUCGAGACAGCGUUCCCUCAAAACAUACAUGAAAAGCCUACCAUCUCAGCACGAUGA